AUGGAAAACAGCCAAUAUUAUAAUAGACUAGUAGAACUAAAUUUACUAGCCGAACAAAUUUUUUGUCAAAAUAAAAAAUUAUUAUUAAUCGAUAAUAAUUUGAAUGGCAUUCGAUCAACUAAGGGCGGUUAUCGACGAAAUGAAAUUACCAAGAAUAUUUCAAAAAUUAGUAUUCACAAUAAUUUAUUCUUAACACUAAAUAAAACCCAAAUAAAUGACCACCUGGACAAUGUGGAAAAAGUUCUUACUGAACAACGAGACAAGUCAAGAGAAAAGAGAAAAGGUCUUAUCAAUGAACUUAUAAAAUUAAAUCCAAAUGUUACUGAAUUACCUUUAGAAGAGGCAAAAUUUUUAUUAAGGUAA
Messenger RNA from Plasmodium vinckei vinckei, 363 nucleotides. RefSeq names its product conserved Plasmodium protein, unknown function. NCBI's taxonomy places the organism in Eukaryota, Apicomplexa, Aconoidasida, Haemosporida, Plasmodiidae. The coding region runs from base 1 to 363 and encodes 120 amino acids. The transcript is spliced from 2 exons. The record is from RefSeq and is a predicted model, not a curated record.